Rattus norvegicus (Norway rat) is the source of this 5164-nucleotide messenger RNA. NCBI's taxonomy places the organism in Eukaryota, Metazoa, Chordata, Mammalia, Rodentia, Muridae. The record is from RefSeq and is a predicted model, not a curated record.
GGAUGGUAUGGACAUCAGGCACAGCACACAGAGAUGUGGAGGAGCCAUGGUUGGGUUGGCAGAGUGGCUCUGGGGCACCUCAGAAUGGGGCCUCUCCAUGCCGUGCUGUUCUCUUUGAGUUGACAUGGCCACAGAGGAUCGGGUCCUGCUGUGAUACUGGGUGCAUAGGGCGGGCCUGUUCAGAGCGACACACUUAGCAUGCCCUGUUCUUAGGACAUUGGUCGACUGCUGAAGCAUCACUGUCCUUGUCUGGAGAACUCUUGGGGUUCCUCCUGAAGACCUGAUGAGAUUCCCGGCCAAGCACUUGGCACAAGGAUGAACUCAGUAAAACUGAUGGAAUUGUUGUUACUGAGACCUAGCUGCUGGCCCUAGGGCACGCUAUGGGCUUUUCAAGCCUGCAGGAGUUGUGGAGUCUGUAUGGAGGGUUGUAUGGUGUUGUCCUUCCAUGGCCCUGUGUGGCAGUGCUGCGCCUCAGCCUCUCAGCCUCUGCCCUCUGAGGGUCAACCCCUCCUGGUGCUGACACUGUCCUGUCAGACUGGUGGCUGCUGGGGCCUGGUGUGGACUCACCGCACUGCCCAGCGGUCCAUCUCUACAAACGGUCACCUGCCCACUCUGUUGUGUCUGCUCACCUGCAGGUCCCCAGCACUCCCAGGCGUCUCAUGGCUGCCGUGGAACUUGCUGCUGCACUUACCCUGCUUCCUCCAGAACCGUCCCCUUGCAGACUGAGAGGGUCUCUUCUCGUUUACGAAGAAGUGGGGAGACAGGGCAAGCAUGGUGGUGUUAAUCUCAGCACUUGAGAGACGAGACAGGCCAUCAGUAUCAGCAAAGCCAUCAACAGCCAGGAGGCCCCAGUGAAGGAGAAGCAUGCCCGGCGUAUCAUUCUGGGCACUCACCAUGAGAAAGGAGCCUUUACCUUCUGGUCCUAUGCCAUCGGCCUGCCGCUGCCCAGCAGCUCCAUCCUCAGUUGGAAAUUCUGUCACGUCCUUCACAAAGUCCUCCGAGAUGGACACCCCAAUGUGCUGCAUGACUGCCAGCGGUACCGGAGCAACAUACGUGAGAUUGGCGACUUGUGGGGCCACCUACGUGACCAGUAUGGACACCUGGUGAAUAUCUAUACCAAACUGCUGCUGACUAAAAUCUCCUUCCACCUUAAGCACCCCCAGUUUCCUGCGGGCUUGGAGGUAACAGAUGAAGUGUUGGAGAAGGCGGCGGGAACUGAUGUUAAUAACAUUUUUCAGCUCACUGUGGAGAUGUUUGACUACAUGGACUGUGAACUGAAGCUUUCUGAGUCAGUUUUCCGGCAGCUCAACACAGCCAUCGCAGUGUCACAGAUGUCUUCUGGCCAGUGUCGCCUGGCGCCGCUCAUCCAGGUCAUCCAGGACUGCAGCCACCUGUACCACUACACGGUGAAGCUCAUGUUCAAGCUCCACUCCUGUCUCCCAGCAGACACCCUGCAAGGCCACAGGGAUCGGUUCCACGAGCAGUUUCACAGUCUCAGAAACUUCUUCCGCCGAGCCUCGGACAUGCUCUACUUCAAGCGACUCAUCCAGAUCCCCAGACUGCCUGAGGGACCCCCCAAUUUCCUGCGGGCCUCAGCCCUGGCUGAGCACAUCAAGCCGGUGGUGGUGAUUCCAGAAGAGGCCCCGGAGGAGGAGGAGCCUGAGAACCUAAUUGAGAUCAGCAGUGGGCCCCCUGCUGGGGAGCCAGUGCAGGUGGUGGCUGACCUCUUUGAUCAGACCUUUGGACCCCCCAAUGGCUCCAUGAAGGAUGACAGGGACCUCCAGAUUGAGAACUUGAAGAGAGAGGUGGAGACCCUCCGUGCUGAGCUGGAGAAGAUUAAGAUGGAGGCCCAGCGGUACAUCUCGCAGCUGAAGGGCCAGGUGAACAGCCUGGAGGCAGAGCUGGAGGAGCAGCGGAAGCAGAAGCAGAAGGCCCUGGUGGACAACGAGCAGCUGCGCCACGAGCUGGCCCAGCUGAAAGCCCUGCAGCUGGAAGGCGCGCGCAACCAGGGCCUGCGAGAGGAGGCGGAGAGGAAGGCCAGUGCCACUGAGGCACGCUACAGCAAGCUGAAGGAGAAGCACAAUGAACUCAUUAACACGCAUGCCGAGCUGCUCAGGAAGAAUGCAGACACAGCCAAGCAGCUGACGGUGACACAGCAGAGCCAGGAGGAGGUGGCACGGGUAAAGGAGCAGCUGGCCUUCCAGAUGGAGCAAGUGAAGCGGGAGUCUGAGAUGAAGAUGGAGGAGCAGAGUGACCAGCUGGAGAAGCUCAAGAGGGAGCUGGUGGCCAAGGCAGGAGAGCUGGCCCAUGCCCAGGAGGCCCUGAGCCGCACGGAACAGAGUGGGUCAGAGCUGAGCUCACGGCUAGAUACACUGAACGCAGAGAAGGAAGCACUGAGCGGAGCCAUUCGGCAGCGUGAGGCAGAGCUGCUGGCUGCCCAGAGCCUGGUGCGGGAGAAGGAAGAGGCUCUUAGCCAAGAGCAGCAGCGCAGCGCCCAGGAGAAGGGCGAGCUACAGGGGCGGCUGGCAGAAAAGGAGUCUCAGGAGCAGGGGCUCCAGCAGAAGCUGCUGGAUGAACAGUUUGCAGUGCUGCGAGGUGCAGCCGCCGAGGCGGAGGCCAUCCUGCAGGACGCAGUGAGCAAGCUGGAUGACCCCCUGCACCUCCGUUGCACCAGCUCCCCAGACUACUUAGUGAGCCGGGCUCAGGCAGCCCUGGACAGCGUGAGUGGCCUGGAGAAGGGCCACACCCAGUACCUGGCUUCCUCUGAGGCCUUGGCCUUUGUCCCUGCAGAUGCUUCCGCCCUGGUAGCAGCACUGACCCGCUUCUCCCAUCUGGCCGCGGACACCAUUGUCAACGGUGGCGCCACCUCGCACCUGGCCCCCACUGACCCCGCUGACCGCCUGAUCGACACGUGCAGGGAGUGUGGAGCCCGGGCUCUGGAGCUCAUGGGACAGCUGCAGGACCAGACAAAGCUACCGAGGGCCCAGCCCAGCCUGAUGCGGGCCCCUCUGCAGGGCAUUCUUCAGUUGGGCCAGGACCUGAAGCCUAAGAGCCUGGACGUCCGGCAAGAGGAGCUAGGGGCCAUGGUUGACAAGGAGAUGGCAGCCACCUCUGCAGCCAUUGAGGACGCUGUGCGGAGGAUCGAGGACAUGAUGAACCAGGCCCGCCACGAGAGCUCAGGGGUGAAACUAGAGGUGAACGAGAGGAUCCUCAACUCCUGCACAGAUCUGAUGAAGGCCAUCCGGCUCCUGGUGAUGACGUCCACCAGCCUGCAGAAGGAGAUUGUGGAGAGCGGCAGGGGGGCAGCAACACAGCAGGAAUUUUAUGCCAAGAAUUCACGGUGGACUGAAGGCCUCAUCUCUGCCUCGAAGGCAGUGGGCUGGGGAGCCACACAGCUGGUGGAGUCAGCUGACAAGGUUGUGCUUCACAUGGGCAAAUAUGAGGAACUCAUCGUCUGCUCACACGAGAUUGCAGCCAGCACUGCCCAGCUGGUGGCAGCCUCGAAGGUAAAAGCCAACAAGAACAGUCCCCACCUGAGCCGCCUGCAGGAGUGUUCCCGCACUGUCAACGAGAGGGCUGCCAAUGUGGUGGCCUCCACCAAGUCUGGCCAGGAGCAGAUCGAGGACAGAGACACCAUGGAUUUCUCUGGCCUGUCUCUCAUCAAGCUGAAGAAGCAGGAGAUGGAGACACAGGUGCGAGUCUUGGAGCUGGAGAAGACGCUAGAGGCAGAGCGCGUACGGCUCGGGGAGCUUCGGAAGCAGCACUAUGUACUGGCGGGGGGCAUGGGGACACCUGGCGAAGAAGAACCCAGCAGACCCAGCCCAGCUCCCCGAAGUGGGGCCACUAAGAAGCCACCUCUUGCCCAGAAACCCAGCAUAGCCCCCAGGCCGGACAACCAGGUACCAGGCAUUGGUGCUGGGUUAGGGAGGAGUUUGCCAGCAGUGGAGUGGGGGCUACACUCACUCAGUGGUACAUAUGCUUCUAUCUCCUCUACUGAGCCCCUCAUCUUUGAUCCCUGCAGCUCGACAAGAAGGAUGGUGUCUACCCAGCUCAACUUGUGAACUACUAGGCCCCCUAAGGUGUUCAGCAGUUUGGCUGGGGGCUAUGCCUGGGCUUCAUGUGGCUGUCUGGCAGCGGUCAAGGGGCCUCUGAAAGGCCUCCAACUCCUGCACCUGGAGCCCAAAGCAGUGUCCCUAAGGCCCCAGCCUUCACCUGCCCAAGGGGCCUGGUCUCUGUGGGACAGUUCACGUGGAUGUGACUCUAUUUAUCUCUAGUAGGAACUGCCCAGAGCAGCUGGGACCCAGCAGGCCUGAGCCACAAAUCUGCAGCGGACAUCUGAGAUGGCUUGAACGCUGCGAGUUCUUUCUUUCCUUGUAAGUUUAGUCAGCACACUGGGAAAAGGCCACAAGCCAGGGCCUCCUUGCCUCUGGACUCAAAAGUCUGAGACCACAAGUGAACAACAGAAAGAGGGUCCCUGCUGGCUAUCGGGGAUAAGGGGAUGACCUGUGACCCCUGAGCCAGGGAGAGCAGGUAGGCUGGCUGGGGUCAUCAUCUGGGGGCCUGGUGCUAGGGCACCCAUGCUGGGAGCCCCAGGAGAGCAGGCUUUGUGUGGGUGCCAUGGCUGUGGGCAACCCCUGCUCAGGUGCUGUCUCUAGCCUUGAAGACCUGGAAGCCGCCCUCACCCUUGCUGUUUCCAUCCUUCUGGCUACUAGUGUGGCAGUCCACUGCCCACCUCGAUGGCCGAUUCAGCCCUCCUAAAGCUGGGGCCUUCCAGCCAGUUAGAAGCUAGGAAAAAAGCAGAUGUCACAGCCCAUGUUUCUGGAGGCUCAGGAAUUCCUGCUGCAGAGGCCCAGGCUCGGAGGCCCAGGCUCGGAGGCCUGGCCUGGCCUGGCCUGCCCUGCUCCUGACACUUUGAAUAAAUUUGUGUUUCUAGAGCCCGAGGGGGAGUUGUUGGGGGUGGGGAUAUCUAGGCCACCAAUAAAGCCAGCAGCUGGUCUGGGACAAGUGCCCAGCUUCCUCCAGCUGCCUGCCCUGAGCCCUGGGUGGCUACCAACCAUGGGGCAAGGUCCGGGCGUCGGGAGGGAGCCAACUCCUUUGCCCUGGGCCUAGUAUUCCUGUUGAGUCCUGUUGGCAAUAAACCCUGACUGUUGUUACCAGUGCCCUA